UGACGGAGCCAGUGCAGCCAGAAGGAAAAGCACGGUUAGCAGCAGACCUUGGCUGCUCCCCACCGGGGCCCAGGCACAGAAGACAAGCACAGUGAGUGGAGCUGUGGCCUCUGGAUGUCUCUCAGAGUUGCAUGGAAAUCAUAGGUGCAGGGAGCGCUUGAAGCGCAGUCAGAAGAACGCCAAGGUGGAGGGCCCAGAGCCAGUGCCUGCUGAGGCCUCGCUGAGUGCUGAGCAGGGGACGAUGACGGAGGUGAAGGUGAAAACGGAACUGCCGGACGACUACAUACAGGAGGUCAUCUGGCAGGGCGAGGCCAAGGAGGAGAAGAAGGCGGUGGGCAAGGACGGAACUGGCGAUGUACCUGCCGAGAUCUGCGUGGUGAUCGGCGGCGUCCGCAACCAGCAGACCCUGGAUGGAAAAGCUCCAGAAGGCAGCCCCCACGGUGGAUCUGUUCGGAGCCGGUAUUCAGGGACCUGGAUUUUUGACCAAGCUUUGAGAUAUGCAUCUGGGUCCUACGAAUGUGCGAUCUGCGGCAAGAAGUACAAGUACUACAACUGCUUCCAGACCCACGUGCGGGCGCACCGAGAUACUGAAGCCACCUCAGGGGAGGGAGCCUCCCAGAGCAACAAUUUCAGGUACACCUGUGACAUCUGCGGAAAGAAAUACAAAUACUACAGCUGCUUCCAGGAGCACCGAGACCUCCACGCCGUGGAUGUGUUCAGUGUGGAAGGGGCUCCCGAGAAUCGGGCAGACCCCUUUGACCAAGGUGUUGUGGCCACGGAUGAGGUGAAGGAGGAGCCUCCGGAGCCGUUCCAGAAAAUUGGACCAAAAACCGGCAAUUACACCUGCGAGUUCUGCGGGAAGCAGUACAAGUACUACACGCCCUACCAGGAGCAUGUCGCCUUACAUGCGCCCAUCAGUACCGCCCCCGGGUGGGAGCCGCCGGAAGAUCCGGACACCGGUUCUGAGUGUUCCCAUCCAGAGGUCACCCCAUCUCCACGCUUCGUGGCAGCGAAGACCCAGACGAACCAGUCGGGGAAAAAAGCUCCAGCCUCCGUGGUCCGAUGCACCACCCUCUUACACCGCACCCCUCCAGCUACCCAAACUCAGACGUUCCGCACCCCAAACUCGGGAUCUCCAGCAAGCAAGGCAACUGCAGAAAGCACCUUCAGCCGGCGGGUAGAAGGAAAAGCACAGAACCACUUUGAGGAGACCAACAGCAGCUCACAGAAUUCCAGUGAAACUGCAAGUCCCCUGAUUUCCAAUCCUUUCCCUCUCCUACAGAAACCCUACACGUGCGGCGCCUGUGGGAUUCAGUUUCAGUUCUACAGCAACCUGCUGGAGCACAUGCAGUCCCAUGCAGCCGACAGUGAAAACAACAUCACCUCCAACCAGUCCCGAUCUCCACCUGCUGCAGUGGAAGAGAAGUGGAAACCUCAGGCCCAGAGGAACAGUGCCAACAACACCACAACUAGUGGUUUGACACCCAACAGUGUAAUCCCCGAGAAGGAGCGGCAGAACAUCGCAGAACGGCUGCUGCGGGUCAUGUGUGCUGACCUGGGUGCACUGAGCGUGGUCAGUGGGAAGGAGUUCCUCAAGUUGGCCCAAACCCUGGUAGACAGUGGCGCCCGCUAUGGGGCCUUCUCCGUCACCGAGAUCCUGGGCAACUUUAACACAUUAGCACUGAAGCACCUGCCACGCAUGUACAACCAGGUGAAGGUGAAGGUGACAUGUGCCCUGGGCAGCAAUGCCUGCCUGGGCAUCGGUGUUACAUGCCACUCCCAGAGUGUGGGCCCUGACUCCUGCUACAUCCUUACAGCCUACCAGGCUGAGGGCAACCACAUCAAGAGUUAUGUGCUAGGUGUGAAGGGUGCAGACAUUCGUGAGAGCGGUGACUUGGUGCAUCACUGGGUGCAGAACGUGCUGUCAGAGUUUGUGAUGUCAGAGAUCCGGACCGUGUAUGUCACCGACUGCCGGGUGAGCACAUCCGCCUUCUCCAAGGCUGGCAUGUGCCUUCGCUGCUCAGCCUGUGCCUUGAACUCAGUGGUGCAGAGUGUGCUGAGCAAGCGGACGCUGCAGGCCCGCAGCAUGCAUGAGGUCAUCGAGCUGCUCAAUGUGUGUGAGGACCUAGCAGGCUCUACGGGCCUGGCCAAGGAGACCUUUGGCUCUCUGGAGGAGACAUCACCACCACCCUGCUGGAACUCAGUGACCGACUCGCUGCUUCUGGUACACGAGCGCUACGAGCAGAUCUGCGAGUUCUACAGCCGUGCCAAGAAAAUGAACCUCAUCCAGAGCCUCAACAAGCACUUGCUGAGCAACCUGGCCGCCAUCCUGACGCCCGUGAAGCAGGCAGUCAUAGAGCUCAGUAAUGAGAGCCAGCCCACCCUGCAGCUGGUGCUGCCCACCUACGUCCGGCUAGAGAAGCUGUUCACAGCCAAAGCCAACGACGCAGGCACGGUCAGCAAGCUGUGCCAUCUCUUUCUAGAAGCACUCAAGGAGAACUUCAAGGUGCACCCAGCCCACAAGGUGGCCAUGAUCCUGGAUCCUCAGCAGAAGCUUCGGCCAGUGCCACCCUAUCAGCAUGAGGAGAUCAUCAGCAAGGUGUGUGAGCUCAUCAAUGAGGUGAAGGAGUCCUGGGCUGAGGAGGCCGACUUUGAGCCCGCCACCAAGAAGGCACGUUCAGCCACCGGCGAGCACCCCACAGCUCAGGAAGAUGACCGGCUGGGCAAGAAUGAAGUAUACGACUACCUUCAGGAACCCCUCUUCCAGGCCACUCCCGACCUCUUCCAGUACUGGUCAUGUGUGACCCAAAAGCACACGAAACUUGCCAAGCUCGCCUUCUGGCUCCUGGCUGUUCCUGCUGUGGGGGCUCGAAGCGGGUGUGUAAAUAUGUGUGAACAAGCACUUCUGAUCAAAAGGAGGCGGCUGCUCAGCCCGGAAGACAUGAACAAGCUCAUGUUUUUGAAAUCUAACAUGCUUUAAGACUCAACUUUGGGGAACAACAAACAAACAAAAAAAAGACGAAAAGAAGAAAAACGUUAGGAAAACACACACAACACUGUCACAAAGAAAUUUAAGUUCUAAACACUGUGGAACCUCAUUGUAAAUGCCCCCUGGAAACUUAAGUGCUUUUUUUUCCAGUG
Molecule: messenger RNA, 3141 nt
Organism: Peromyscus maniculatus bairdii (prairie deer mouse)
Lineage: Eukaryota; Metazoa; Chordata; Mammalia; Rodentia; Cricetidae
Source: RefSeq, a predicted model, not a curated record